AAAUGCUUUUCUAAGAAGAAAAAAAAAAAAAAAAAAAAGAGAGAGAGCCCCAAUACACAACACUUGUAUCACAUAAUUGUAUAAAAGGCUGUGGCAAUGGUUCAGCAUUCAGAUCGAGAAAUGCAAAAGAUGACUGGUGAUGGAGGGAAGAAGAAAAGGGGUCCUGGUGAGAAAAAGUCUAAGAAGAAGAUUAAGAGGAGAGAGACUUACUCUGUUUACAUCUAUAAGGUGCUAAAGCAGGUUCAUCCUGAUACUGGCAUCUCCAGCAAGGCCAUGAGUAUAAUGAACUCGUUUGUGAAUGAUAUCUUUGAACGUAUUGCCACAGAGGCAUCUCGUUUGGCACACUACAACAAGCGCACCACCAUUACCAGCAGGGAAGUCCAGACAGCAGUCAGACUACUGCUGCCAGGUGAAUUGGCAAAGCAUGCAGUGUCUGAGGGAACAAAAGCAGUCACAAAGUUUACCAGCUCUAAAUGAGUCGUUCCUGGUGAAGGGAGCAACUAGAGAGCUGGUGCCAUGUUCUGGAAUAACCCUAAUGUGUAAAUAAAACCUGAACCAUUGCAUGAA
Molecule: messenger RNA, 567 nt
Organism: Protopterus annectens (West African lungfish)
Lineage: Eukaryota; Metazoa; Chordata; Ceratodontiformes; Protopteridae
Product: histone H2B
Exons: 3
Coding region: 97-477 (126 amino acids)
Cellular component (GO): nucleosome
Molecular function (GO): structural constituent of chromatin; protein heterodimerization activity; DNA binding
Source: RefSeq, a predicted model, not a curated record